CUCAUUUAACUUAGUUUUAGGUUCGAUGUUCUAGUUUAUAAGACUUGUGCAUCAUAAUUACUCCUAAAAGUACAUUCUUGUAAUUAUAACGAUGUGUUAUGGUUCUUGAAGCUGUCUAUUAGUUUGCUUUCGGGUUAAAUGAAAAUUGAAAUAUCGAUCGAUUAGGGAUGUCGGUUGUACUGUGUAAUAUGACUCCAGUUAAAGGGAAUGAUAAUAAUAAUAAUAACGACAAUAUUAGUGAGGAUUCCAAUCCAGUUACUUUAUACAGGACAAUGCUCAUCUGACAACAAGUCUUAAUGAACUAGACUAUAAACUAAUAAAACUAAUUAAAAAUGGUAGUAAUUAAACUUAUACUAUAGCAACCGACGAUGAAACUGUAAAGAGGUCAUAUUGAAGUCAAACACAUCGCUGAAUUCGUUGAAACGGCGAGUCAUUGCCAAAAUCGGGCUGUUGCUAGCAUAGUUGGUAUUCCGCAGAUCAGUGUGCAGUAAUGAUCGAGGCCGAAGAACACGUGCUGUAGCAUACAGAUUAAUCUGUGAUAGAAGAUCCGGAACAUCAUAUUCAGCCAGUAAUAGCUUAGAUACAAAAGUGGCUUGUGAAGCACGUCGACGAUCAGCUAAAGCUUUAAUCCCCAAUAGUUGACAACGAUCUUCAUACGGUGGAAGGCUCAACGGGUUACUCCAUGGUAGUUCCCGUAAAGCAUAACGCACGAAUUUACGUUGCACAGCUUCUAUCCUUUGAAUCCAUAUAGCGUUGUAUGGACACCAAACAACAUUCGCAAAUUUCAGCUGUGAACGAACCAAUGAGCAAUAUAGCGAUUUUAAACAAAGUGGGUCACGAAAUUCACUCGAGAUUUUAAAUAUGAAUCCAAGUAAACGGUUUGCUUUGUCAAUCGUUGCUGAAAGAUGGCGGGUGUACGUUAGUUUCUCAUCCAGAAUAACACCUAGAUCUUUGACGUGAUCAACGCGUUGCAGUUGAGUGCCAGCGACGGUGUAAUUAAAAUUAAACAUGCUUCUCGUACGAUGAUAGCUUAUGACGGAACAUUUAGAAACACAGAGAUCCAUUUUGUUUCUUACACACCAUUCGUAAAACAUAUUAACAAGAUUUUGCAACUCACGGCAAUCAGCUUCUUUGCGAAUAACGAGAAAUAUUUUCAAAUCGUCAGCAAACAAUAAUUAGCCACCAUGUCUUAGGACAAAUACAGCAUCGUUCACAAACAACGAAAAAAAAAGUGGUCCUAGAGUACUUCCCUGAGGAACUCCUGAGAUACUUGCAAAUGGUUCAGACACAGUAUUUCCAAUUUGUACGACAACUUUACGGUUAACGAGAUAUGUUCGGAGCCAUUGACAAAAUCUGGUCGUAAAUCCUAGUUUGCCCAGCUUGGUUAAUAAAAUUUCGUGAUUCACAGAGUUAACAGCAGCUUUUAGGUCAGUGUAGACCGUGUCUAUCUGGAAUUUGUUGGACAUUUGCUCGGUGCAAAACGAUGUGAAACAAACGAGAUUUGUCUCAACCGACCGACCAGGGAAGAAUCCAUGUUGGCAACUGCUAAUAUAAUGGCGACAAGCUGAUAAUAGAGUAGUAUUAAUGAUUGAUUCGAAGAUCUUAGAUUCAACACCCAGCGACGUGAUUCCUCGGUAAUUAACGACGUUACACUUGUCACCUUUUUUAUAAAUCGGGAACAUUAUAGACCGUUUCCAAUCAGUUGGAAAUGAUUGCUGCUGGAGCGACAAAUUGAAGAUAUGCGCUAGUGGCACUGCUAAAAUGUCCGAACAUUUUUUCAAAAUAGCGGAUGGCAUGGCGCUGAUACCUGGAGCAUACAACAACUUGAUUUUCUUAACGGCUGAAAUAACCAUUUGCUCGAAGAUAUGAAAAAUGUCCAUAUCAAUUACAUCAGCGGGAACAUCACGAGCAGCGUUUUCAAGUUCGAUGGCAGUAGUUUCGUCACAACUCUUUGUAAAUGGAAAGGAGCCUGGAAUUAUCGAAUACCGAUUAUUACUGGGGAAAUAAUGAAAAUGUUUGCGAUCGCGUCAAAACAAAGGAAAAGAAGGUGUCGAGCUCCAAUAGCGUCCUUAGAUUGUAUGGAGGAAUUUAGUGGUACGACAGCUCAGCUUGAUUUCGGGCGCUCCAUCAGUUUGGGUUCCAAUCCGAUCCUUCCAGUGCGUAACAAUGCAAUAACUCCUGGAUUGCGCUACAAAAACAUUGGAAAAAGUGGUCUAAGAGUAUCUAACGUCGGUCUUGGCACAUGGCCAAUGUUUUCACCAGGAGUUUCAGAAGAACAAGCUGAAUCGAUUUUGCGCUUGGCUGUUGACAAUGGCAUUAACCUGUUUGAUUUAUCAGAAGCUCAUUCAGGCACUCGAGCAGAGUUGGAAUUAGGAAAAAUUAUUCAGAAAGCUGGUUGGAAACGUACAAGUUUCAUCAUUACUACUAAAAUUUAUUGGAGUACUAAAUCCGAAGAACGUGGUUUAUCAAGAAAACAUAUUAUAGAGAGUGUGCAGGCUAGUUUACAGCGAUUGCAAUUGUCAUAUAUCGAUAUAGUUCUUAUUCAUAAAGUUGAUUCCAUGUGCCCAAUGGAAGAAAUAGUUCGAGCCAUGAAUUAUAUUAUUUCCCAAGGAUGGUCUAUGUAUUGGGGGACUGCUAGGUGGUCUCCGGUAGAGAUAAUGGAAGCUUACACAAACUGUAGGCAGUUCAACUGUGUGACCCCAAUUGUAGAGCAGGCGGAAUACCAUAUGUUCUGUAGGGAAAAGGCUGAAUUAUAUCUUCCCGAAAUGUAUAAUAAAAUUGGUGUUGGCUUCAUGGCAUGGGGACCACUAUCGAUGUGCUUAGGAGACACAUACAAUGCUGACCGGAUGUGGUUACCAAAGAAUUCCUUUAAAACAAAAAGUCAAAGUUAUUCAUGGACAGAAGACGAAGUCAACAAAGAAGAACGAAUCGAAGAAACUCGAAAGAUACUUGAUAAAUCUCGAGAUAUAGGCACUCUUGCAGAAAAACUUGGAUGUAAUGCAAUGCAGCUGUCUAUAGCUUGGUCAUUAAAGCACGAACCCGUACAAUGUUUAUUGUUAGGAGCCACUUCUGUUGAGCAAUUGCAUCAAAGUUUACAAGCUUUACAGCUUUUGCCACGAUUAUCAACUGGCGUUAUGUUGGAAAUUGAACGCAUUCUAGAUAACAAACCUGUAAGGCCACCUCCAAUUUCCACACUUGCCCUUAGGUGACAAUCAGCAUGCCCUCCGGGACCACCAAGCUCCGCAGGUGUGCCUUGUGAGGAGGAUUCUACAAAAGAAGAAGUGUGCAUGGGAGAAGAUCAGAAAGAAUCACAAAAAGUCAGCUUUUGUGAAAUUCAGUGACAACAGGGGAGUUUCAACAGUAACAAAUUCUCUACGAUAUGUUCAAUAUUUUUGGAUAAUUCCAAAACCAUUUGUAGGACAGAUUCAGUAACAUAUGUUCAGGUUAUAGAAUCCUCUAACAGUUUUGAGAUUUCACUUUCGUCCAAUUUUCGCUUAGAUAGAAAUUUUGAAAAUACCUUUGUAAUUGAAAAUAAUACAAUAAAUUAUAAUAAGAAUGCACGCCAAUUAGAUCGUAAUAAGUCAAUUGAUUCCACAGUUGUUACUGCAAAUGAACAAGAAAAUAAAUCAAAAAGUAGUAAAUUUCAAAUUUAUCGAAAUUCAGGUUUACUUAAUUUUAAAUCUUUUGAUAUGGGCUUGAAAUCUAUUUAUGCAUUUCUUAAAUGUCACAAGAAUAGCAACAACAAAUGUCACAACGAAAUAUCACUACGUCAAAUAAAUAGUUGUGUCUUGCGAACACCGUAUCUGAAAGUUGAAAAUUUUGAAAAUAAGAACAAACGUAAACUACUUCUUACUUAUAAUCAAUCACCGAAUGGCUCACAGCAUCACAGAAGCUUUGAAACCAUCAGUUGUCGAUAUUUAAGUACAUAUAAUAAGAAUAAUUAUGAAAUAUUUCCAUCCCUACACUACUGUUCGCCUUAUCUAUCCGUAACCACUAACAAUAUUUAUCGCUCAUCCUCAAUGGGCAUCUUAGACAACGCCAACAGCAAUCGACAAGAAAGUGUUCAAAAAUCCUCUUUUAGAUAAAUGCCAGAUAACCGAAAAUCUAUUGCAUCAGAUAUUCUUCGUAAGGCUCGUGAACGUAAAGGAGACGAAGGAAAAACUGGUAUUCACAAGGCCGCAUUGCUAGAGGUGGAGCAAGAAGUCGUAGUAAUAGUACGGCGAAUUGAAGAAGUUAACUGAAGCAAUGAAAGUGCAAUCUAAAUACUAAAUAAUUCUCCUAUAAAAGUAUCGUGCAAAAAUUACUUUCAAAUAAAUACUUUUUGCGUUUUCAAAAUUUAAAA
Messenger RNA from Malaya genurostris, 4342 nucleotides. It is a transcript of the gene Hk, whose product is annotated as voltage-gated potassium channel subunit beta-2. Gene Ontology annotation, cellular component: cytoplasm; voltage-gated potassium channel complex. The transcript is spliced from 12 exons. NCBI's taxonomy places the organism in Eukaryota, Metazoa, Arthropoda, Insecta, Diptera, Culicidae. The record is from RefSeq and is a predicted model, not a curated record. Gene Ontology annotation, biological process: regulation of potassium ion transmembrane transport; potassium ion transport. Gene Ontology annotation, molecular function: transmembrane transporter binding; voltage-gated potassium channel activity; potassium channel regulator activity. The coding region runs from base 1866 to 3209 and encodes 447 amino acids.